AUGUGUAUAUAUACAUACACACAUGUAGAGGCAUCGACCUCCAUCCAACAACGCUCAUAUAAAUAUAUAUUUUAAUGUACACUCUGGGAAAUUCACUGUACUCAGAUCUUAGUAAUAACUGCAGCGUGGAAAUACUCUUCAUUAAGAACUUUACUUGAGUAAAAGCAGUAGUACUACUGUUGGUACUUGUUUGUAGUACUUGUCUUUACAUCAGAGGUUUAUGAAGAGAGAACUCUGGUUCUGAGUUUUUACAUUGUUUUACUCUCUUUUCUUUAUAUACUGCUGGUGGUUUAAUCUGUAAUAAUACUUCACCUACGUACAGUACUUGACUAGAUGUACUUAUGAUAAAAAAAAGUUGUUGUUUUGGGAUUUUACUGAAACUUUAAUUUUUCUCUCUCAGGUCAGAGGACAAGAAGCCGUUGUCAUGGCGAUCGUUACCCAGGAAACACGGAAAGACUCUGUUCAACACCCUCAGCGGCCUCCACAAGACGCUGGAGAAGAUCUGCACUCCCGGCCAGGAGGAGGCGACACUGGAGUUCCUUUUGACCGACUACGACCAGAUCUACCAGAGCCAGAAGCAGCUGGAGCUGGAGAUCCAGGAGGCCUUCCUCUUCUUCAUGAGCUGCCUGCUGAGAGGCUACCGCAGCUUCUUGCUGCCCAUCACCCAGGCUCCCUCUGACACCACCACGGACUGUAGUUCACUGUUCAACCUGCAGGGUUUCCUGAAGUCUCGGGAUCGAACGCAGCAGAAGAUCUACGGUCAGUUGACGAGGACUCAGAUGUUCACCCAGUUCAUUGAGGAGUGUUCCUUCGUCAGCGACCGACACGCCUGCCUCGAGUUCUUCGACGAGUGCGUCCAAAAGGUGAUCCACCAUCUUCUCUCUGAGUAUCACUCACAGCCUUCACUGUAGAAGACAAGGUGUCUCACUGAGAAGGAACUGUUGGCAUCAACAGCAUAAUAACAUCAGAGAAUAUGAAUAGAUCCAAAGAGUGCUGGAGUCAAUAUUGAAUGGUAGAGUACUAGAUUACUUUAUGUACAAUUAAUACGUCUAUUCAGUGGACUACUAUUGCCCCCUAAAAAAAGAACACAGUAAAACAAAGGGGUCUUAAAACAUAUACGAAGGUUAGAGCAGCCUGUUACUCAUCAUUAACAGAACGAUCGACACCAUUGACCAUUACAUCCUGUUACAGAGACUAGAACAUUUGAUCAGCAUCAAAGGAACCGCACUAAGCUGGUUUAAGUCCAAUUUAUCAGAUCGAUCUCAGUUUGUAAACGAUGAACACCAACGUUAGUCAUGGCGUUCCACAAGGUUCUGUGUUUGGACCAGUUUUAUUCACCUUAUAUAUGCUUCCUUACGGCAAUAUUAUCAGAAAAC
Messenger RNA from Anarrhichthys ocellatus (wolf-eel), 1376 nucleotides. Its product is annotated as DENN domain-containing protein 4B-like. The transcript has 3 exons. The record is from RefSeq and is a predicted model, not a curated record. Gene Ontology annotation, cellular component: cytoplasmic vesicle. Bases 618 to 911 code for a protein of 97 amino acids. Gene Ontology annotation, biological process: regulation of Rab protein signal transduction. Lineage: Eukaryota; Metazoa; Chordata; Actinopteri; Perciformes; Anarhichadidae.